AUGGCGAUACUAGACUUAGACUUAAGGAAUGGAGACGAAGGUUUACUAUACGAAGUAGAUGAUCACGGCGGGCAGGAGCUUGUCAGGUCAGUGGAAUCAUCUCACCGAGUGUUUGUACGUUAUACAAAUGUCACUUCACGACCUGUGAAUAUCUGGUGGAGGGAUUUUUCCGGACGUCGGUGUUUCUACGCCUGUCUGAAGCCUACAGAGUUUUGCGAUAUUAAUACUUACGCUACUCACCCUUGGGAGUUCACGGACGUGGCCACAGGCGAGCGCUACAAUAUCGGCGCGCAAGCCAUCUUUAGAGCUCCAAUAAGUCGUCAUGAUGAGCGCUUCAGAACUAAUUGGAAUAUAAGUGUGAGUCUCCGCUCACUCCGAGACACUGCCCUGUUGCAAGUAGCGCUGUCGGUGUCUAACCUGCAGCAGGUAGACUCAUUAGACCUCCCGAGAGCACUUUCCGAGGAUGUGAAGCAACUCAUUCAAAUUAUUCAAGCACCGAAGCAGACGCAUCGCCAGGAACCAUGA
This is a messenger RNA of Cydia strobilella, 525 nucleotides long. It is a transcript of the gene Vhl, whose product is annotated as von Hippel-Lindau tumor suppressor homolog. The transcript has a single exon. NCBI's taxonomy places the organism in Eukaryota, Metazoa, Arthropoda, Insecta, Lepidoptera, Tortricidae. The record is from RefSeq and is a predicted model, not a curated record. Bases 1 to 525 code for a protein of 174 amino acids.